UGUGCUUCCAGAUGCACAAGUGGCCUUGUGGCCUCCCUUCUUUCUUUCCUUUUCUUGUCAACAGCUUUACUGAGAUAAAAUUCACCCACUUAAAGUAUACCGACCAGUGGUUUUGGGGUUCAGCCCAGAAAGGAACCCCGACCCACCCACGGUCACUCCCCUCGUCGCUGCGGUCAAUACGCUACUUUCUGUCCAUGGAUUUGCCCAUUCUGCACAUUCCUGCAGCAGGUGGUCCUUGAAGACAGACUCACACUGAGCACGAUGUUUUCAAGACCCGUCCACGGUGCAGCUGGAUGACAUUACCUGGUGCGGACAGACAUCGUGUCCCAUCCGUCCAGCAGUCUGGGUGCUCGGGUUGUUUCUGCCUUCUGGCUGUCACGAACGAUGCGGCUGUGGGCGUGCGUGCACAGGCUUUUGCGUGGACAUCUGCGUUCGUGUCCCCCGGGCAGAUCCCCCGGGUGGGGUCGUUGGGUCUUCCCACCUGUCCGUUCCGAGAUCGCGCCCAGUACUGUUCCAACCACGGCACCUGCACCGUUUUUGCGUCCCCACCGGCGCCGUGCGGGGCUCCAGUGUCUCCUGCCCUCGCCUACACUUGCCCCCGUCUGUGUGUGACCGUGGCCGUCCUGAUGAGCGGGAAGGGAUGUCUCACUGUGGCCCGGGUGUGCGUUUUCCUGAUGACUGACGAUUCUGAGCGUCUCCUUGUGUGCUCGUUGGCCACCUGUGAAUAACCUUUGGAGAAGGGUGUGUUCGGAUCCUUUGUCGUUCCACGCCGCUGCCUUUCUCCAGUGCAGUCCAAUGUGGGAUAGACGUGGCCACGACUGGCGGGUUCACGGGUGCUGAGUCAGCCUCUGACAGGUGGCCUCUUCUGUUGACCCCGCCUUGGGUGGCAGGGACUUCGGCUGGUGAGUUCAGGUAUCAUCCGAGGGGCAUACUUCUCAUCCAGCUCCCAUCACGGAGGAAGGUGAGACCCCAGAGGCUGCACGAUCGGGAGCGUGCCGGGGGCAGAACUUCUGAAGCCCCCACGUUAGGCCGGGCUGAUGGGGACGCCCAUCAGAAGGAGAAAGCAGCCUCGGUUCUCUGCUUCUUGGGUGUUAACGUCACAAGCUGUAGCCCGUUGGGUCCUCCAGAGGCCCCUGUGAGGAAGCUACUGUUUUCUCCUGUCUGUAAAUGGGGGACUGAGGCCUGGGAAGUCAGGCUUGGAGCCCAGUCUCCAGGCCCUGCCCUCCAUCCUCAAGGGACGGUCCCCUCAGAAGACGGAUGGGCUGGUACCGAGAAAGAGCGGGGCUGCCCCGUGGAGACCCUGAGCCUGCAAGUCGGGCUUCCUGGUCUGUGAGGUCACCUUUUUGGGGACGCCUGGCCCGGUCGGUGGGCCCACGCUGGCUGGCAGUGGCUCAGCACAGCCACCCUGCUGACCACAGCAGUCCCGCGGCUGACUGUCCGCGCGCCCACCCCUCUCCCCUCCCAGUCGGCGGCUGCAAUGUGACAGUUCCUCAAAUCACAGCACGUGUGAGAAUCACAACUGGACACGAAGACAUGCCUCUGAAAUUACUGGCUUCCUCUACUUCCGCUUUCUGAGUUGGUCAUGCUUCUGGAGUGGUGGUCCUGCACGGAGUGCACGCUCUUCACUGACCAGGCCACGGUGGACCGUUUCGGCAAGGAGCACGUGGUCGUCAUCCUCAACCACAACUUCGAAAUCGACUUCCUCUGUGGGUGGACCAUGUGCGAGCGGUUUGGCGUGCUGGGGAGUUCCAAAGUCCUGGCGAAGAGGGAGCUGCUGUACGUCCCCCUCAUCGGCUGGACGUGGUACUUCCUGGAGAUCGUGUUCUGCAAGCGGAGGUGGGAGGAAGACCGGGACACCGUCAUCCGGGGGCUGGAGCGCUUGGCGGACUACCCUGAAUAUAUGUGGUUCCUCCUGUACUGCGAGGGCACGCGCUUCACGGAGAAGAAGCACCGCGUGAGCAUGGAGGUGGCCGCCUCCAAGGGGCUGCCCGCCCUCAAGUACCACCUGCUGCCUCGAACCAAGGGCUUCACCACGGCGGUCCAGUGCCUCCGGGGGACAGUCGCAGCCGUGUAUGACGUCACGCUGAAUUUCCGCGGAAACAAGAACCCGUCUUUGCUGGGGAUCCUCUACGGGAAGAAGUACGAGGCAGACAUGUGCGUGAGGAGGUUCCCUCUGGAAGAGAUCCCGCUGGAUGAAAAGGAAGCAGCUCAGUGGCUCCACAAACUGUACCAGGAGAAGGACGCGUUGCAGGAGAUGUAUAACCAGAAGGGCGUGUUUCCAGGAGAGCAGUUCAAACCUGCCAGAAGGCCGUGGACGCUUCUGAAUUUCCUCUUCUGGGCCACGGUCCUGCUGUCUCCUCUUUUCAGCUGUGUCUUCGGCGUCUUUGCGAGUGGUUCCCCCCUCCUGAUCCUGACGUUCCUGGGGUUUGUGGGGGCAGCUUCCUUUGGAGUCCGCCGGCUAAUAGGAGUAACUGAAAUAGAAAAAGGCUCUAGCUACGGAAACCAAGAAUUUAAGAAAAAGGAGUGAUUCCUGGCUGUGGUUGCGCACACGUAACCCGACGGCGGUGUCCAGUUAACUCAAUUAAAAACAGAACCACACACCCAGAUCGGAGGAAAAGACACUUAGAAACUAUUUUUCUUAUUAACUGGUGACUAAUAUCAACCAAUAAACCUUGAGCCAAGAGCAAAGCCGUCGGAAGGCCUGCGGACGAAGACGCCAGCGGCACCCCGGGCGGGGUCCCAGGGUCCCACGAGCCAGGCUCCGAGGGCGCCGUGAGUGCGGGCCCACCGCUGCGGGGGGCCGGGUCCCACCCCACCGCAACCUUGCGAGCAUUCUGCCUGCCAGAGGGAGCCUUCGGCUGCUUUCUCUUCUUAAACUUAGAUCCAUUUUUGGUUUUUACCAGUUAUUUUGGGAACUCCCCCCCCCCCCCCCCCCCCCCGCCUCCUCCCCUGACCCCAGCAAACCCUCCCCAGCCCUCCCGGGAACGAGGACAUGUCAGCCCCCAGGCCCACAAAGCACCUGCCCGUCCUGUCUUCACACACGGGUGUUCUCGGGUGACCAGGGCGGGCCGAGCGCCAGGUGGCCGGGCAGGUGCCCCUGAGCUGGCGGUGGGGACGCCCCACCCCGGCUGCCUGGCUCCUCCCUGAGCCUGUGUGGAAGCACUUUACAUCCGUUUCUAAAGUGAUCCGCCCCCUGAGACCUCUGUCCCUCUUUUUCCCUGCUCAGUCGUCAGCCCCUCUACUGGGCCGCACCCCUGCCGCCAGCCCCGGGGACAGCUGCCCUGCAGCCCACGGGCCUCUUGGAUGUUGGUUUCAAAGAACGUCCCCACCAGACCUCCUCUCUUCUGGAGGCGGUUGGAGACUGUUCCCUGGGAGCUCGUCGGCUCCUAGGGGUUUUAUUUUUACUGUUGGUCUGUUCAUGGCUCUCGUCUCCCUGAGAAGUAGAGGUGGUGGCCCCCCCUCCCUUCCCCGAGCAGGUGCCUGGGUGCCCGGGGCGGGGGUGGGCACCUCCUUGCGCAGGCUUCGCCUGGGAGCCUGGGAGCACUGCCCCGCCUCAGCUCCCCCUGCUGGGGGGUGUCUGCCAGGGUCCCGACUUCGCUGCAGCCCUGGGCGUGGGGCUCCCCAGCAGGCCUCUCCCCAGGCUCGGCUCAAGCAUCCCGCUGUCCACCCGCUUGCAUCAGACUUCUUUCUUAAACCUCCCGCGUGCUGUUUUCAAGUCACACCCCCCUCGCCUUUUUUUUUUCUUUUCCCCCUCUUUUUAGCAAAGGAAGGAAAAGUAACGGGUGUUAGCCCUGGUGCACUGGAGCCAGCGUGCCGAAUAGAGGCAGGUUGAAUUUUCUAGGAGAAAAGGUGGAGGAAAGAGGCAUGGAGAAAAUAUAGACUAAAUUGGACAAGUGCCUCUGCAUCAGCCCUAAGUGUGUAUUCUGGGAGGCUCUCUGGGGACAGCACGCGGUCUCUAGGACGAGGACGCUGCUGGGUUCUGUGUGAGAGCACCCCGCCCUCCCCCCGCUGCAGGGGGGGCCACCGCGGGUUAGUCUGCUCUCCUGUGGCAUGCUGCUUCCGGCUUCCGUGUUUGUGUCCUGUGCUAACUCACUAACACCUAAAGCAUCUUGAGAACGGUGGGAGGGCACUCCUGCGUGCAUGCGGUCCCUAGAAGGCCCAGGUUUAGGUCUUGUACCUUGUAAUUCAUGGUUCUCCUUGGCCAGAGAAGUUCUCUCCCCCUGAAAUGACUACGUACCGGGCACCCUCCUCCCGGAGCCACUGGAGGGGCCGUGCGGGGUCCGGGUACGAUGGAGGCUGAGGGCGGGCGUAGGUCUUAAGUCUCGGUGAUUCCCUUCUGAUCUAACACAGAUGAGCCCGUGCAUUUGGUGCCCAGACCUUGAGAGCAAGCAAACCUCACCAUGGACGUUGGGGGGGGGGGGGGUUGUUUUUUGUUUUUCUGUGUUUUGUUUCUUUUUGGAGGGGGAUGGAUUUUGCUUUACGUCCGCUUUAGAGGGAGAGGGAGAGGGGGCUCCUUUAAUUUUCAAAAUUAAUAAAUCGCAGAAUAGUGCUUUUCUUCUUUUCUUUUCCUUCACGCCCACAACUCAACAUCGUUGGUGGCUGACGUCACGUCCACGCGGAGGCCACGUGUUUGGACGGUGCCAGCCGGCCGCGGCGGGGGGUGGCUCAGGGCCCGGGCUCUGGCGCCCUCCACGCGGGGCGGCGGGCCGGGGAGCACGGGCGACGUGGGCAGACCCCCUCUGCCGGGCCAGCUGGCCGCUCCGUGCGCCUCCGGAGCCCUCGCCCCCCCUCGCCGGAGGCGCGGCGGGAGGUCCCCCGCGAGCACCCCACGGGCCGAGCUCCAAGCCUGGGGACCGCGGGCGGCUUGCCUCUCAGGCACCAGGUGCCGCGUCUGGUCCGCCCCGCCCGGCGAGUGGAGUUUGGGUUGUGGGCGCCCCCCCCCCCCUCCGUGUCCAGCUGGGGAGAGGACCACAGAUUCUUUGCCCCCCCCCCCCCCCCCCCCCCCCCAGUUCCAGGGGCUUCUAAGGUGCCUGUGGCACUUCCUGGUGACUCUGUGGCAGCUAGCAGCACCCGGGGACUCUGGUGGCGUCAGUGACGGUCCCCACUGCAUGCAGGCGAGGAGGCCCUGGGGAAGGGCUUCGCCGGUCAGAAAGAGAGCCCGUCCUCGUUUGCGAUUAAUCCGAAGGAAGAAGUGGCACCGGCCGUACGGGGCCUGGUGGCCGCGUCCUUCCUGUGUCCCCUCCAGCCCGUCCUCAGGAAACACAGCCUCUCGUAGACACGAGCUCUGCGUCCACAGACCGCUAAAGAGCAACAGAAAACGGCGUGAGCAGCACUCCAUUGUAAACAGGGCAGGAAUGCUCACUGACGCGUGCUGGGUCUCCAGCUGUCCGUCCCCGGGACCCCUCCUCGUGCACCGUAGCUCGGGAACCCUUCCUUCCGCCCAUGUAGUUCCCGAGCGUUGAGGCCGAUCUGAAGAAACAGCACUGGGCUCCAUCACGUGCGGUGCGGGAGGCUCCCGUCUGUCCGGGCCCACGUGGCUACCGAUUUGUGUCCUCUCUGGGGUGACGGAUAAGUAACUCUCUGCAUGUUGCUUUGUCUCUGCCCGAGACGCCUCUAGGAGUAGCCAGAUAGGAUCUUUGCAGCCUGCUGGUUUUCAGCCGCACCGUUCAACCUCGUGUGUAAACUCACGCUUCAGAUUUCGCACCCAGACCUGCAUGCUUUCCCCGGCAUGCGGCACUCGGUGUUUAGCGGCGUGAUGUGGCUUCUAACCCUUCCGAGGUGUAACCAGGCUUAGGGCCAACACGGAGGGCCCCGCACGCCUACCUGCUUCCUCUGGACACGGCACGUCCCUGGCCCAUGUGCCGCCCCUUUCUCUCGCAAGGUGGCUCCUGAAGAAAAGCGAGCCUCCGUGAGCACCCGGGGCCACCAGGGUGCACGCGGACGUCACCCCCCGGGCUCCACGUCCUCGCCUCUUGGGGCCCAGACACGCGCACACACACACAGGGUCGGGUCUGGGGCGGAGGACGUGACGCUCCGUUCCGCUUGGCUGGGGGAUGGACACACAUGCACCGAGCGUCACCGCAGGCAUUUGCCGCCGUCCGGUUUGGUGAAACCGGUGAUGUUCCCACAAACUGCUCGGGGACGUGAGAGGACAAGAGCACUUUUCGGGGACCCAGGAGGUGGCUGGAGGAGUUGACACUGGUCAGCCCUGCCAGCAGCCGAAUAUUCUUUUCAAAGACGAUUGCUCAACGGUUCUAAGCCUUUUGUCUCUUUGUUCAUAAACCUUUUAGUUUCUUUCUGUUGCAAAAGGGGACAGAAAUCGCACUGUGAACGAGGCACUGAAAGGCACUGAGUGAAUUAGGCUGGUUGAUUUGGACACGCACCUCUGCUCUGCUUGUAUUUAUUGUCUCAGAAUCGUGCGCUGUGACAAUCAGACGUGACUUGCCUCGAUGGCGGGAAAUUCAACUGGCUUCUUGAACGUAAAGACCGUCCAUAAGCACUGUAACUGUGACGGGAAUCUCUCUCUCGAGAAAAACCACGCAAACCAUUGACUCGUGCAGGCGACGGGCGCUAGGGUUCUUCUUCCAUCACCGAUGACCUAUCACACCUGACUGUCGGCCAGUUUCGAAGAGUGAUACGUUAUAUACAGGGUGCAAAUGUACUAUAUGAAUGUUUCCUUUUGUACACUUCAUUUUUUUACAAGUUUUGCUACUCACAAGCUGUAUGUAGUUGAGGAGAGCGGUAUUUUUGGCCUCUAGGAGCCUGUGGGGGUGGGGUGGGGCUUGGGGGAGCUACCUUAGAUCUUAAAAGCGUGUGUCCCAAACAGCUGGCUGUGUUUGCCGCGCUCCGUAAAGAUCACUUUGUACACGGGCAUGUGCGAACCUGCCUGAGUGAUGGUACCUUCUAGAUAAAUGCUGCAGGCGCCAUGCGUGUUUGCUAAAAUCGCUGCUGUCCCAGAGAAGGACGAAACCUCCACAGGAGAGAUGAGCGCGACCUCGGCCUCCUUCUGUUCCUUUGCUUCUAGCCCGGGUCGCCCCGGGGGGAAGUGGCGGACCUCCCGGCACCCGCCGGCCCGCGGGCCGGCCACCCGCACACGCCACCCCCUGAGGGGCCGCUCUCUUUGAGGCUGUCCUGCUGGCUGCACUUUUCAAGCUUCUCCAUUUCAUAGAAGAUGCUUUUGGAAGGGGAAACUGCAAAGGAGGGUGACCAUCUGGCAAGGGCAAAGGAGAAAGUCGGCGGGUGCAUAAAGUGCUAAGUGACCCUCUGCCUCAAAAGGGGUCUCAAAAGCCAUCAAGAACAAAAGGUUUUCCAAUGUAGGCAUGUAUAUAUCAAAAAUUAUUUUUUUGUAAGAACAAAUUCAUUCUGUGGAGAAAACCAAGGAACAAUUUUUCUUCUUUAUAAAGAAACGGACUCUUGUUAGAACCUAUUCUAGGUUCUCAUGUGUCUGUCUUGUGGAAAUAAACUGAGCUGAAAGAA
Messenger RNA from Lynx canadensis (Canada lynx), 7476 nucleotides. RefSeq names its product 1-acylglycerol-3-phosphate O-acyltransferase 3 (gene AGPAT3). NCBI's taxonomy places the organism in Eukaryota, Metazoa, Chordata, Mammalia, Carnivora, Felidae. The coding region runs from base 1583 to 2527 and encodes 314 amino acids. The transcript has 8 exons. The record is from RefSeq and is a predicted model, not a curated record. Gene Ontology annotation, cellular component: endoplasmic reticulum; endomembrane system. Gene Ontology annotation, molecular function: 1-acylglycerol-3-phosphate O-acyltransferase activity.